Molecule: messenger RNA, 5288 nt
Organism: Cyprinodon variegatus (sheepshead minnow)
Lineage: Eukaryota; Metazoa; Chordata; Actinopteri; Cyprinodontiformes; Cyprinodontidae
Product: protein polybromo-1-like
Exons: 29
Coding region: 123-5042 (1639 amino acids)
Biological process (GO): chromatin remodeling
Cellular component (GO): RSC-type complex
Molecular function (GO): chromatin binding; protein binding
Source: RefSeq, a predicted model, not a curated record
GUUAAAACAGACGUCCUGCGUGCAGAAUGAAUUUGUUCAAGAGUUUAUUGACAGUUUUGCUCAUUUAUUUUUUUCUUGGUGCUGUUUCCAGCUGGUAAGCUAGUUUAUUAAAGCAGUUGGCGAUGUCAGCGAACUCCAAGAGGAGAAGAGCCACCUCUCCCUGCAGUAGUGUCAGCGGAGGAGCAGAUCCGGAGGAUUCCUCGACUCCUGUAAGCAAUCGGAAAAGGAGGAAGAUUUCCAACGUUGCUCCUGUUGAUACGAUUGCUGUCUGUCAUGAGCUGUUUAAUGCUGUUAAAGACUACAAGGAUGGCCAAGGGCGGCAACUUUGCGAUGCUUUUCUUAGAGUACCAAAGAGAAGGAAUCAGCCUGAUUAUUAUGAAGUUGUGUCCCAACCGAUUGAUAUGACAAAAAUCCAAUACAAACUGAAGUCAGAGGAGUACAACGAUGUUGAGCAACUAACUGCUGAUUUUCAGCUCAUGUUUAAGAAUGCCAGAAAUUUCUACAAGACUGACAGCGAGGAGUAUCAAGCAGCGUGCAAGCUCUGGGAAGUGUAUUUGCAAACAAGGAAUGAUUUUGUGCAGCCUGGAGAUGGAGACGAGGAAGAUGAAGAAGGUGACGACAUGAUGGCUAAUUCAGGAAUGUCAGCUGAAUAUGAGACAUCAGGUUGCAACUUGAAAGAAGUACUGGAGCAGCUCUUGGAGGCUAUAGUAUCACACACUGAUCCCUCAGGCCACCUUGUCAGUGAACUAUUCCAAAAACUUCCCUCCAAAGUGCAAUACCCAGACUACUAUGCUAUUAUAAAAGAGCCAAUCGAUCUCAGAACGAUUGCUCAGAGAAUACAGAUUGGUUUCUAUAAAACAGUUACUGCUAUGGCCAAGGACAUUGACCUGAUGACCAAAAACGCCAAAACGUACAAUGAACCAGGAUCUCAGGUUUUCAAGGAUGCAAACACCAUAAAAAAAGUUUUCAUCCAACGAAAGACAGAACUCGAACACGCCGAGCCUACUAAAUCUAGCAUUCGCAUUAGAAACCGAAAAUCAGGACAAGUGGAUCGUUUUUCUGGUGUUAGCGUUGCUCUUCAGUACGGUUCAGAGAGUGAGGAUGACCCUGUGCUGUCAGGCUCCGUGUGCUAUGAUGAGGGAGAAUCUGAGGCAGAAAGCCAGAGUUCAAGCAUGGAGAUGAGCAACCCAAUCUUUCAGCUCUAUGAAGCUGUGAGAGGGGCCAGAAACAACCAGGGACAGGUCUUCUCCGAACCUUUCCAACAGCUGCCAUCCCGCCGGGAAUAUCCUGAUUACUACCAGCAGAUAAAACAGCCCAUCUCGCUGCAACAAAUAAGGGCAAAGAUGAAGAAUGGAGAGUACGAAAGCGUAGAGCAGAUCGAUGCUGACCUCAAUUUGAUGUUUGAGAAUGCAAAGCGCUACAACAUGCCUAACUCAAGCAUAUAUAAACGAGCCUUCAGACUACAGCAGAUUAUGCAGGCAAAGAAGAGGGAGCUUCUGAGAAAAGAUGAGGAAGAUGGCGACAGCAUUUUGUCAUCUGAUGCAGGGAGCGUCAAAAGAAAAAGCCACAAAAAAAACGUAAAAAAGAACCGAAUGAAAGUGUUGUAUGCAGCCGUGAGCGACGCCAGGGAAGCAGCUACCAACAGACGUCUGUGUGAACUUUUCAUGGUCAAACCGUCCAAGAAGGACUACCCUGACUAUUAUAACGUAAUCCUCGAACCAAUGGACCUGAAAACCAUCGAGCACAAGAUUAAAAAUGAACGCUACAGCACUGAGGAGGAACUGAUAGAGGACAUGAAGUUGAUGUUUCGUAAUGCUCGACAUUACAACGAGGAGGGAUCUCAGGUAUAUAAUGAUGCAGACGUCCUGGAGAAGAUACUAAAAGAUAAACGAAAGGAGCUGGGACCACCACCUGAGGAGGAGGAUGUGGGAUCACCUAAAUUAAAAUUAAGAAAAAGUGGUGUUUCUCCAAAGAAGUCCAAAUACCUCACUCCUCUGCAGCAGAAGUUAAAUGAGCUCUACGACGCUGUCAGAAACUUCACAGACCGCAGAGGUCGUCGUUUAAGUACCAUUUUUCUCCGGCUGCCGUCUCGCUCCGAGUUGCCCGACUACUACGCAACAAUAAAAAAACCCAUCGAUAUGGAGCGCAUCCGAAGCCACAUGGUGACAGGACGCUACCAGGAUGUUGAAGCUCUGUUUGAGGACUUUGCUCUCAUGUUCAACAACGCCUGUAUCUAUAAUGAGCCAGAGUCGUUGAUCUAUAGAGAUGCUCUGGUGUUGCACAGAGUGUUGCUGGAGACGCGAAAGCAGCAGGAGCGAGGGGAUGACUCUGGUCCUCCUGCUGUGGGACCUCUGGUGCGAGAGCUGAUCAGGAAUCUGUUUGUGUCAGUAAUGAGCCACCAGGAUGAAGAGGGCCGGUGUUACAGCGACUCGCUGGCUGAGAUUUCAGCUGUAGAUCCAAGCGACCCUGAAAAGCCAGCACUUAACUUUGACAUCAUUAGGAUAAAUGUGGAGCGAGGUCUUUACCGGAGACUAGACGUCUUCCAGGAGCACAUGUUUGAGGUGUUGGAGAAAGCAAGAAGGCUAAACAGUACUGACUCUGAGGUGUUUGAGGAUUCUGUUGAGCUGCAGCAAUUCUUUAUUAAGAUCAGGGAUGAGCUAUGCAAGAAUGGGGAGAUCUUACUCUCUACUGCCCUCAAUUAUACAUUAAAGCACCUACACAACGAUGUGGAUCAGGAGAAGAGGGAAAAGAUUCCUAAAGAGAUAGAGGAGGAUAAGCAGAAAAGAGAGGAAGAAGAGGCAAGCAAAGAGAAAAGGGCAGAUGAUUUGCAGAAAGAGGCAUGGCAGCCAGAAUCAGAUUCACGACUUGUUUACAGCCAGGACUGCAGCUUUGAGGACAGAACUUACCACGUUGGCGAGUUUGUUUAUGUGGAACCAUCGGAACCAAACCUGAAGCCUCAUAUUGUCUGCAUCGAACAAUUGUGGGAGGAUGAAAUGGGUGAAAAGUGGCUGUAUGGCUGCUGGUUUUAUAGGCCCAGUGAAACUUUUCAUUUGGCCACACGCAAGUUUCUGGAAAAGGAGGUCUUCAAGAGCGACUACUCCAACAGAGUACCCAUUAGUAAAGUUCUUGGCAAAUGUAUGGUCGUUUUUGUAAAGGAUUAUUUCAAGAUGCAACCAGAGGGCUUUAAACCAGAGGAUGUGUAUGUAUGCGAAUCACGUUAUUUUGCCAGAAACAAGUUGUUCAAGAAGAUCAAAGUUUGGGCCAUGCCAGAGAGUUCAGUGAAACUUGUACCUCGAGAGGUUCCUCUUCCUGUUGUGCGUGUCGCAUCAAUGUUUGCCAAACCUGACCUGGAAAAAUUGGCAAUGUCGUAUGCGGGAGCAGGCAAAUUUAUAGAAAAGGAGAGAGAGGAUGUCCCUAUGGAGAUGAGUGCAACGGAGCCGGGCUGCCAGUACUAUGAGCAGUUACACUUUAACAAAAUGUGGUUUAAAGUGGGAGACUUUGUUUACAUCCAGUCACAUGGUCUGUCUAAACCUCGGGUUGCAAGGCUAGAAAAGCUGUGGGUACAGAAUGGGACUACAUUCUUCUUUGGACCCAUUUUUAUUCAUCCUGAGGAAACGGAGCAUGAACCUACAAAGAUGUUCUACAAGAGAGAAGUGUUUCUGAGUCAUCGAGAGGAGACCCUUCCCAUGUCCUGUGUCAUAGGUAAAUGUACAGUGUCCUCCUUUAAGGACUACUUGUCAAACAGACCCACAGAGUUUUCAGAGGAAGAUGUCCUGCUUUGUGAGAGCCGCUACAUCGAGGCAGAGAAGACGAUGAAAAAAUUCAAGGGUUUGAAACGCUUCUCAUACUCCUCCAAAGUGGUGGAGGAUGAAGUCUUUUAUUUUAGGAAACUGAUAGUGCCACAAAAGGAAGCUUCACCCUUUUUGGACAAGAAGAUCGAUGAGCUUGAGGUGAAGCUGGCAGACAUGGAGGAUGGAGAUGAUGAUAUGGAUGACAUGGAAGAAGAUGAAGACGCUCCUGCCACCCCUUCUAUGCCUCAGAUGCAGUCCUCUCUUACCAGUGACAUGGACAUUAUGAAUUACACACCAUCUCAGGCAACUCCUAAAGUAAAAGGCCUGGCAAAGAAGGAAGGAGCCAAGAGAAAGAUCAAUAUGAGUGGAUAUAUCCUGUUCAGCAGUGAGGUGCGAGCCAUUAUUAAAGCCCGUCACCCCGAUUACUCUUUUGGGGAGUUGAGUCGUCUUGUUGGCACGGAGUGGAGAAACCUUGAAGCUUCUAAGAAAGCUGAAUAUGAAGAGCGCGCCGCUAGAAUAGUGGAGCAGCAGGAACAUGACAGACCCUUCAAGCAAGGUUCCCCUAGAGCAGGUACCCCAGUAGGGGCACUGAUGGGGGUGGUGCCUUCACCUAGCACUAUGGGAAUGAUAAACCAGUCCAUGACCCCUGUGUCAGGCAUGAUGGGAGCUUACGGCCCACCUUACAUGCCCAUGCAGGGUCCCCACGAGGGUUUGCUGAGUGUGGCCCCAAUGCCACCUCACCCUGCAGGGGUGCCUAACCUGCCUCCUCACCAUCUCCACCCAGGCAUGCCGGGGUACCCGGGCAUGCCACAUCAGGGUAUGGUGGGAGCUGGUAUGAACGGCAUGGCUGGAAGUCCUGGGCAAAGCAAUUUCAUUCAACAACCUGGGAUGUUCAGUCCAGGACAGCAUGCUCCUCCACCAUAUCCAGGACAGGGCCAGCCUUCUCAUUUGCAGCCUACAACUCCAAUGUUUGUAGCACCACCACCAAAAACACAGAGGGUGCUCCACUCAGAAGCCUACCUGAAGUACAUUGAGGGAUUAAAUUCAGAAUCGAACACUGUCAGCAAAUGGGACCAAAUGUUAAAAGCUCAAAGACGCGAUGCUCACCUGACCAAAGAGCAGGAAAGUCGGCUUCCUGCGCACUGGCUAAAGAGCAAAGGAGCUCACACGACCAUGGUGGACGCACUGUGGCGUUUGCGUGACCUAAUGCUGAGAGAUUCUCUGAAUAUCUGUCAGGCAUACAACCUAUAACCUCCUAUAUAGAACCACUCACCUCAGUAGUGACUCUUAUCCUCAACCUCUUCAACUGAUAGACUGUAGAAUCAAUAUUAUCGUGAGUGAUGACCACUUUUUUUAUUUAGCAGACUAAAUGAGCUAAAUAGUGUUUGUGUGGGUUUUUUACCAUUUGGAAUAAUAGUUACGCUAAACAUGAUUUUUUUGUUAUUUUGUUUUUGCUUUUUGAGCUUCCUGUGCAACCAAAAUAAAACUAUAAACACG